Paramecium octaurelia is the source of this 771-nucleotide messenger RNA. NCBI's taxonomy places the organism in Eukaryota, Ciliophora, Oligohymenophorea, Peniculida, Parameciidae. The record is from the annotation of a GenBank genome assembly.
AAACAGUUUACCAAAAGCAAAAAACAGAAAGAAAGAACUAAUAUAAGCAUCAUCUAUGAUUGAAAAAGUAAGUAUAAUGGUGAUAAAGAGAAAUAGAUUUAAUUUUUGGAAUUUUAUUUAUAUGCCUUUAUGAGGCUGAUGUCAGGACAGAGACUGGAAAAUUAGCAGGGAGUUGACAAAUGAAACAAUAUUGCUAACUAGUUUAAUUCAAAUAUGUUAAGAGAAUGGUUUUAGAUUCUAUCAAAUGUUUCUUUAAGAAUAUGAAUUAACAGAGACAGAAUACCUUUUAAACAUCUUUAGAUCACAUUGUAUAGAUAAGAAGAUCAGGAAUUACAAAGUUAUUUAUUGAAACUCAAAGGAUUGUAUAAGUAAUAAAAUGCACUCUGAAAAACAGUAAGUAGAUUUAAAUUUUUUGAAUUUUAGAACUAUAUCAGGAAAAUGGGUCUCAGAUUAUGAAUUAGAAGAAAGAAUCAAGAGUAAACUUAACUUAGUGUCAUUUAACUUCAAAAUCUUAAGAUCUAGAAUGUUAAAUAAGGAGAAGAAAUUUCUGAUUUCGAAGCAGGCUUUGAAUUUGAUUGGUCCAAUAUAGAGAGAGUCUAUGAAUAAAUUAUGAAUAAGGAGCCUAUUCUUAGCAAAUAGAAAUUGUUUAAAGUUUUGGAUAAGGAUUUUUGUGAGAAAAUGAGUAAUGGCCAGAAAAUUAAAAUUUUAUAUGGAUGCUAAGGUGCCAUAGCCCAAAUUAACAUAUGAACUGUCCUAAAAUCUGAGGUGAAG